This is a messenger RNA of Malus domestica (apple), 1647 nucleotides long. RefSeq lists its product as uncharacterized. The record is from RefSeq and is a predicted model, not a curated record. Gene Ontology annotation, molecular function: ubiquitin protein ligase activity. NCBI's taxonomy places the organism in Eukaryota, Viridiplantae, Streptophyta, Magnoliopsida, Rosales, Rosaceae.
CUACAAUUCACAACCCCAUUAUUCUUUCUCCCAAAACCAAACCAAAGUUUCCUCCUUUUCUCUCUAUCUCUCUCCUCACUCUCUCUCUCUCUAGGCAACCAUGCCUAUUCUCACAGAGAGCUCAACAGCAGGAGCAGAGCACAUGAAAUGGAGAAGACCCAGAACCCAAUUCACCCAACCCAUUUCAGAAACGGAUCCAGCCACCUCCCUCCUCCAAUCCACCCGCUGUAAACCCACCAUCUCCUCCCUCCUCCUCUCCAGCUUCACCACCACCACAACCACCGACAACAACGAAGCCUUACCUUCAAGCCUUACGAUGAAGAAAAAGACAAACUUUCCCUCGUCGACGUUCCGAGGCCUGGGCUGCGCCGCAUCCGCCUCGCAGCAAGUCUCGGUGCCGGAGGUGAUUCGGAACUCCGCUGAUUGGAAGGGAAAGAAGGUGAAGAAGAAAAAGCAGAAGAAGAGCGCCGCCGCCAAGGGCAGCGCAAGCAAUGAGAAGAAUGAAUACAGGGAUGUCGGUGAUGGUGGGCCCACCUUCGGUAUAAAUUCUGCAACAUGUAUGGAUUUUCAGGAUGUUUGGUGCGGCCCCGGAAUUGGGUUAUCGGCGGAAACUGCCGGCUCGGUGGAUUGCGUGGUGGCGAGGAGGAAUGUCUCCGGCAGAGGCAGGAUUGCUGCGGACAAUAAUAAGAUGAGCAGCCACAGGGAGCGUCCUUGUUUAGCAAGGCGAAACGUGAGCCCGGAAACCCUCUCGUUUCUGGAUUCCGAACCGGAUUUUGUCUCGAGCCGCCGUGAAACGGAGGUGUUUGGAAGUAGGUGUUUUCGGCAUGUCCGGCAUCCAUCCCCCGAAGACCUUGCAGAGAUUAUGCUGUUUCAAAGUAGUCUUAUGAUGGGUGGAAGACUUGAUAGAUUUCGUGACUGGAGACUCGAUGUCGAUAGCAUGUCGUAUGAGCAACUGCUUGAGUUGGGUGAGAGAAUUGGUUACGUGAGUACUGGAUUAAAAGAAGAUGAAAUUAACCGCUGCCUUCGGAAGAUUAAGCUUCCAAUGUCAAGUGACGCGUCGCCACAUUCAUCUGGGAAAGGAGAUAGCAAAUGCAUCAUUUGUCAGGAGGAGUACGAAGCAGAUGACGAGAUGGGCAAGCUGCCCUGCGGACACAACUUCCACCUACAAUGUAUAAAACAGUGGCUUGCACAGAAGAAUACUUGCCCAUUUUGCAAGGUCGAAGCAUUAUCUAGAUGCUAGUGCCGGUGAACUCUCCGUAUCCCCGUUCGGUGGUGGCGUUUUUUGGUCGCUGUUAUUCCCGUCGUGUAUAGAUUUCGUCUCCUUCGAUACACGGGCAAGUAUUCAUUCUUUGGUUUGAAUUUGGAGUUUCAGUGUUAUGAAAUUGAACAGUGGUCAUUACAAUCUCAAAAUAUAGUUACACUCUGUUAAUGUGGCUUUUCCUGCCUUAUAUGACUUCAUCGAUUGCUUGAGUUUUCAAAUGAUGUUGCUGUUGAGUGAACACUUCUGUUUAUCCGAUUUGUCGGGUCGGGUCGAACGGAAUAUUUGACGGCGUAAAGCAUUUCCCAGAAGAAUGAUAAUCUGGGCAUUGGUUAUGUACAAUAAGAAUGGGAAGCUUCCUUUCAUGUUUGACGGGGAAGUUCGUGCUU